ACAAGGUUGCAGCUUUGGACUCUGAUGGGCAGCCGGACUGCAGAGCAGGAGUGCAUACAAAGCGCCCGGGCUGCUGUGCUGUCCGCGAGAUAGUGGGGUAUAUGGGACGGGCAAUGAGGCAGAACUGAAAGUGGCUCUUUCCCCCCCCAAUAUCGACGUAACGUGGCCAUGCUGAGCUCUGAGCUUGACAGACAAGCAAGCAAGCUGGUGCUGGAGCGGCGUUAGCUUUUGCUAGUAGCUGCAAAGCGUCCUGUCCGUCCGUGGCGUGGAUCACUUGCACGCGCUACGCUGCAAGCUGGCUGUGUGUGCACGCGCGCACUUACUUGAGGGCGAGCCCGAACUCAGUCGAAGUAAACGAUAAGGAGCCCGGCGCGCGGGCGCUCGCCUUCGCUCCAGGCCCCGCCUCGUGACGUUCCGUACAGUAUGUAGCAUUCCGAAGAAGUAGCAAAAAGCGCCUUGCAAAGAGUAGGGCUGCUCCGUUGCAUUUUGCAGCAAGCCAAGCUCCAGCCUGGGCAAAGACCAGCACCUUAUUAGCCAGUUCUCGUUUCACUGUUUUAAUUUAAAACUGAAAUACCAGUUAACUAAUAAUUUACAGGGCCCAAGUUCCCCACCCACCCUUUCCCCAGGCUGUCAGACCAAUUGGCCAGAGAAAAUGCCCAACGAUUCCUCCUUCAGCAAACCCUCGGCUGCCUCAGAGCAUCAUGUCGAGGGGGGUAAGAUGGACAGUUUCGGGAAACCGGCUGCGUUGGCCGCAGGAGGUGGAAACAAUGGCGGGGUCUUAACUCUGGGUGCCGCCGGUGCUGCUGCGCCCAGUACCUCGGCCAGGAAAUCGCGGCUGCCGAAAUGUGCGCGUUGUAGGAACCACGGAUAUUCUACGCCUCUGAAAGGGCACAAACGCUUUUGUACGUGGAGAGACUGCCAGUGUAAAAAGUGCAGUCUGAUUGCAGAGAGGCAACGCGUGAUGGCAGCCCAGGUUGCAUUAAGAAGGCAGCAAGCUCAAGAGGAAGAGCUGGGGAUCAGCCACCCCAUUCCACUGCCCAGUGCCACAGACAUGUAUGUCAAGAAAGAGAACAAUGGAAAUGGUUCUUGCCUCUUGUUGGAAAGCAGCAGCCCACCACCAUCCACGGCAACAGCAUCUGCCUCAGCUACAGAGGGACGGAUGCUGAUUCAGGACAUUCCUUCCCUAACCAGCAGAGGGCAUCUGGAGAGCACAUCUGACUUGGUUAUGGACUCCAACUACUACAGCAGUUUUUACCAGCCAUCCCUGUUUCCUCCUUACAUGUACAAUUACUCCCAGUACCAGAUGGCUGUGGCCAGUGAGACCACCUCUGGAGACAUGGGGAGCCCACUGGUAGGGUCCCCUGUUAAAAACAGCCUCCGAAGCCUCCCAGCAACCUAUAUGUCAAGCCAGUCAGGAAACCAGUGGCAGGUAAAAAGCCCAGAGAACCGCCACAGCAUGAGUUCCCAGUACCGGAUGCAUUCUUACUAUCCUUCCACCUCCUUCCUGGGACAGAGUGUUGGGACCCCUGCCUGCUUUCCCCAGAUUUUCACUUUGGAGGAGAACCCCUCUUACUCUGAAACAAAAGCAAAUGUAUUUUCGCCACCCAGUAGUCAGGAUUCUGGCUUGGUUUCCCUUUCCAGCAGUUCGCCCAUCAGCAACGAAAGCACCAAAGCUGUCUUGGAAUGUGAGUCAACCUCCGAUUCUGGCACCUUCGCUGUUAAUUCUGUCAUGGAAAAUGGUGAAUGAGCAAUGUUGAGAGAGAGAGGAUCCUGGCUGCCUUGGAGGAAGGUUGCCUUGUUCAGUUGUGUUUAUUUUAUGAUGACUGAUACUGAAGAACCUGUUAAGAAAACGUUAAGUUACUCCCUUUAUCCUUGCAGUUCAGCACACUGUGGCUUGCAACCUUAGCUUAGGGACCAGAACUCUACAGAUUGCUGUAGGCAUAAAAGUGUAUUCCAUUAAGGGACACUGGAUGAAAAUUACUGGAUGUAGUCCUAGUAUAAACACCUGAUACUUUUCAGAUAAAAUUUAAUCAAAGUUAGAUGAACUGCCAAGAUACUUACAUUUGCAUAUAAGAUUUCUGUAGCACAAAGGGGUUUAGUUAAUUCCUUAACAGUGUGUUCACAAGCAAGACAAUAUUUUUUAAAAAAGCUUUUCAUGCAAUGAAGAUUUUAGAAAAUGGCACAAAAAUGUUUAUACAUCCUCUGUCGCAAAGUACAUUCUUACAAUUGCAGCCCCGCGCCCCCUGCAAAUGGCUAAAAUAGAAUAAAGAAUGCUAAUGAGAUGUAAGGUUUGGGUUUUACAGUCCCCUGCACAGCUAUUGCUUUUUCUCUUAGCAAACAUAGCAAAAUGACAAGGAGCAAAUGAUAUUUUCAAAAAUCAAAAGGGAUGAGUUAACUUCAUGGUUGGUUGUUUCUAUGGAAUAUACUCAAAUUUGACCAGGCGUGUUUUCUGCAUAAAAAUUUUCAGCAUAAAAUUAAUGUAAUUUUGUAUUUUACGAGUUAACCUAUUUGCAUAGGCUAAAGUCAAUAUUGUCUUUUAAAAGUUAUUACAGAUUUUCUGUAUUUUGUUAAAAAUUGCUUAGCAUGUACUUUCCCUAGGUUACAGAAGCCAACCUGAAAUGAAACUAGUCUAAAAAAAAUUCAUUGUUCUCUGUAGUUGCAGCAGUACCUGAAAUAAAAAUGUUAUUGAUGACCAAA
This is a messenger RNA of Hemicordylus capensis (graceful crag lizard), 2697 nucleotides long. RefSeq names its product doublesex and mab-3 related transcription factor 1 (gene DMRT1). Lineage: Eukaryota; Metazoa; Chordata; Lepidosauria; Squamata; Cordylidae. Gene Ontology annotation, molecular function: DNA-binding transcription factor activity, RNA polymerase II-specific; RNA polymerase II cis-regulatory region sequence-specific DNA binding. Gene Ontology annotation, biological process: sex differentiation; regulation of transcription by RNA polymerase II. Bases 653 to 1747 code for a protein of 364 amino acids. Gene Ontology annotation, cellular component: nucleus. The record is from RefSeq and is a predicted model, not a curated record. The transcript is spliced from 5 exons.